AUGUAUCACCUCUCGCGACUAGCAGCUUUGGCUGCCACCCUGUCAACGGUCAUGGGCGCCUACCAGGGUUUCAACUAUGGCUCUUCGUUCACCAAUGGCGCUGCCAAGCAACAGUCUGACUUUGAAGCUGAGUUUCGAACAGCCCAGGGUCUCGUCGGUGCUCCUGCUGGAGGCUUCACCAGUGCCCGACUAUACACAAUGAUUCAAGGGGGUACGGCAAAUGCUCCCAUCUCGGCCAUCCCGGCUGCGAUUGCUACCCGAACAUCGCUGCUUCUUGGCCUAUGGGCUUCUGCUGGUGAUGCUGCAUUCGCCAACGAGCUACAAGCCCUCAGCUCUGCCAUUCAGCAGUACGGAGCUGCCCUUGGCGGGUUAGUGGCCGGUAUCUCCGUGGGUAGCGAGGAUCUGUAUCGCAUCUCACCUACCGGCAUUGAGAAUAAGGAGAACCCCGGAGCCGCACCUCUCACGAUUGCCCAUUAUAUCAAGCAGGUCCGUGACAUAAUCGCCAACACGGCUCUUUCCGGUGCCCCGGUGGGUCAUGUUGAUACCUGGACGGCCUGGGUCAACAGCUCCAACCAAGUAGUCGUGGAUGCUUCCGACUUCCUAGGCUUCGAUGGCUACCCUUAUUUCCAGAAAACGCAGCAAAACGACAUCGGCCAUAGCAAGUCCCUUUUCGAUGACGCUCUGGGCGCCACCAAGGCUGCAUCCCAAGGCAAGCCCGUGUGGGUUACGGAAACCGGCUUCCCUCUUAGCGGCAAAACUAUGGGCCAAGCCGUCCCUAGCAUCGCCAAUGCCAAAUAUUACUGGGACCAGGUUGGCUGCCCUCUGUUCGGCAGCACCAAUGUCUGGUGGUACACGAUGCAAGACUCUGCCCCGACGACUCCCAAUCCAAGUUUUGGUCUGAUCGGUAACACGUUGACAACAACUCCCCUCUUUGACCUCUCUUGUAACAGUAGCAAGCUGGGCCAAACCAGUUCUUCAUGGAUCAGUCCAUCUUCUGGAAUCAGCUUUGCUCUUUCGCAAACGGCGCAAUCGACCUUUUUGAAGCCAUCAUCGAUCUCGACGAUGUCAACUGCCACAUUUCUCAUGCCCGUUUCUAUCGUUGCUCCAAACGGUACGAUGUCUGUGGCUAGCUCUCCUUCGGGUACUAGCACAGCCGUGAGCACCGGAAGGGCAAGCUCCGUCAUGGCGUCGAUGGGGGAUGCGGUUGCUGUUGUGAUGAUGGUGAUGGCUCUUUUUGGUCUCUGA
Neurospora tetraspora is the source of this 1245-nucleotide messenger RNA. RefSeq names its product glycoside hydrolase superfamily. Gene Ontology annotation, biological process: carbohydrate metabolic process; cell wall organization. The record is from RefSeq and is a predicted model, not a curated record. Lineage: Eukaryota; Fungi; Ascomycota; Sordariomycetes; Sordariales; Sordariaceae. Gene Ontology annotation, cellular component: fungal-type cell wall; cell surface; extracellular region. The transcript has 3 exons. The coding region runs from base 1 to 1245 and encodes 414 amino acids. Gene Ontology annotation, molecular function: glucan endo-1,3-beta-D-glucosidase activity.